GUGCAGGAUGCAAGAUGCAAUCUGGAAAGCAAUGGGAGGAGUCUUUAUGCAGCUAAAAUAUACCACUCAUAGCAUAUUUAUACUUUAACAAUUUAACAAAAAUGGUAAAAGGUCAUCACUCAUAGCAUGCACGCAAUGCCCAUCUACAUAUAUGUAUAUGCACAAACAUACAUACAUACACAUACACAUGUAUAUACACAUACGUACACACCCAUUCGUACUCACAUACAUGUACACACACACCCACACGUAUACACAUACACAUAUGUACACACCCACCCUCACAUACACAUAUACAUACACACAUACAUGUAAACACACACGCACACAUACACACAUACAUGUACAUACACAUAUGUAUACGUACACCCUCACUCACACACACAGACACGCAUACACACAUGUAUGCACGCACACAUACACACCCAUACAGGCACACAAACCCACCACACCUGUCACUUUUCCUGACCUGGCUGUCAUCUCCGUUCCAAGAUGUCUCCUUUCUCUU
Messenger RNA from Loa loa (African eye worm), 508 nucleotides. RefSeq lists its product as hypothetical. The transcript has a single exon. Lineage: Eukaryota; Metazoa; Nematoda; Chromadorea; Rhabditida; Onchocercidae. The annotation marks the transcript as partial. The record is from RefSeq and is a predicted model, not a curated record.